CGAUGUCUUUGUUACGGAUUAAAUUUGUUUCUAAUUAAACUCGUCUGCUUUCUUCAUAAAUAUUUAAAAAGCAGCUUAAAUUCAUUUUCAAAACACCAACAUUUUAGUUGUUCAUUAGCAAGCAGCAAUGGACAAUCCAGAACUUUACAGUGAUAACAAUAAGCAUAGAAAGCCAGGAGUUGAAGAAUUUAUAAAUUCUUAUGGCGGAAAAUUGAGGAAUAUACAUGAUGGAAAGGAAAUUGCACUUCUUGACAUUGGCAGUGGAUGUGGAAGAAUUUUGAGUGAAGUUUUUGUUGGUAAAAGUGGAUUAAAGUUCCGAAAAGUCAUAGGAAUUGAUAAAAGCGAAGAAAUGGUGAACAUUUCAAAUGAAAAGUACGGAAAUGACUUAAUUUCAUUUCAACUCAUGGACGCUGAAAAGGAAAUUCCUGAAAACUUAAAAAAUCUCAAAUUUGACUUGGUUACAUCAUUUUUCUCUCUGCCCUGGAAUUGUGAUCUUAAUUCAGCAUUCCAAAAUGUUCAGACCUUCCUACAUCCUUACGGCUUUUUGUGCUGUAUUAUUUUACAUGUACCAAAAGCAAUAAUUCAGGAAUUGAAGGAAUCGAAAGAUGAUUAUGUGAAGCAUUUAAUAGAUUUUGAUAAUCUUCCGGAUUCCCAACUUAUUGAUGAUCCAUCUAAAGUUAUCGUACAGAAUUUGAAGAACAAUCGAUUAGAAUUCGCUACUAUUAUUGAUACUGAGGAUGAUGAGUUUGUUUUUGAUGAUUUGGAAGCUGUUAAAAACUUUUUCGGAACCUUCUUUCCAAAUCUAAGUCUUUUAUCAGAAAGUGAAAAAUCAAAACUAUUCGAAAAGCUAUUGACAAUUUUUGGAAUGAAAGUAAAAGACAACAAAUAUGCAUUUGGCAUCCGAACUAUUACCUUUGUUGCUCGAAAGUCACCUGAUUUCUUACUCUGAGACUUGUUGUUGUUGGAAUUACAAUAGUUUAAGUUUCUUUGUAAGGUAAAAUUUCAAAUUGAAAUAAAUUCUCUUAUUUUUUGCAUCCGUAAUUAUUAAGAUUCUCAAUUUUCACAAACUUCAC
Molecule: messenger RNA, 1073 nt
Organism: Chironomus riparius
Lineage: Eukaryota; Metazoa; Arthropoda; Insecta; Diptera; Chironomidae
Source: the annotation of a GenBank genome assembly